AUGAGUUUGUUGCGGUUAUUUGCCUCUUGGUCUCGCGCACCUCUGCUGUUUGAUUUUUUUCGCAUCUACAUUCCUUCGAAAAAGUUUGAACAAGAAACUACUGUUUUGGGCGUCAUUUGUAACAGCUUGACUUCUAUGACUUUAUCAAGAUCUGACAAAGAUUGUAUUGUGGACGCAGUGCUUUCUCUUUUGACUAUGUCUGAUGACAGCGAUAGGAGGUUUCCAAAAAAUGUGCAUGCUGUAGACGUAAAGAUGGUUGAAGGCGUGAACUUUGGUACCGCGAUAGUGUUAGGGAAUCUUGAUGUUGUUCUAAAGUUCUUUCGUACAGCGCUUUCCCAGACUGACUUUAAAAAAAGGAUCAAUCUUGAUUACCUCGAGAUCAUUAAUAGGUUGGGAUCAUAUGUGAAAGAUAGCCAGUUAGCUCAGGACUUGAUGACCACGCUUCUCAAUUGUGUUGAGACUCUUAUCACCCGGGAGGAAGAAAGUUUGCAAGCGGUGCUGACAACUAUAUCACAUCUAGCCAUUGCCGUGACAGAUACGUCUGUGCUUUUUCGUCAUUUUACGCAGUUCCAAUCGACGAUUAAAUCCAAGGAUUCUCGGCUUGCAAUGGGUGGUGUUUUGGCCUCAAUUUCUCAAACCUUAAUUAGUAAUAACUCAUGUUUAGCAGACCUGCUGAACUAUAUAUCCGAGUUGGAUGCUUACCAGUUGAAAAAAAUUGACGAGCCUGAUUAUGAGAAACGUCAUGCUGCUUAUUUAAACAUAUCUAAGGUUCUAGGAGCUAAUGAUGCAAUUGACUCUUCUAUUCUCCAAAUGCUGGCUCAUAGUUAUUAUUAUCAUUUAGUUGAAUCAGAUGACUUAUCUUUACGUGGCAUGGCAUCGAGCGGUUUGCGCGGAUUGAUAGAAUAUGUGGGAAGCUGUUCAUUGAACGCAAAAGAGAAAACUGAGUUACUUGAGAGUUACUUAAUUGCCGUCGUCUUGAAAGGUUUAGUAUGUGAAAGCGAGCUUAUUCGCAUGGACUUUAUUUCUGCUCUUGUAACACUGAUAACCUCUUUCCCGUCGCAUAGCCAACUGUCGUAUCUCUCACAGUUGAGGAACUCAAAAGAGGUGGACCUUGAUUUUUUUGAAAAUUUAUCACAUAUUCAACUGCAUCGUCGACAAAGAGCUUUCAAGCGUCUAGCAGAUAAUUUAGAAUCUGGCAGCGUAUGUCGUUUAAUUGUGAAAAUGCCUGCAGCUGUUAUGCAACGUUUCUUACUUCCAUUGCUACAACCAUAUAUCAAGGAAAUAAAUAGCAAGAAUUCUGCUUUGACGGAUGAAGCAGUUCAUUUACUUAAGGCAAUCAUGUCUGUUGCGUCGUGGAAAAAGGUCAUUGUUGCUCUUAUAGAGGCAUUUCAUUUUGAUGUUAACGUUAAUAGUGGGAAUGAUACAUCAAAAGACGAAGCCGAGUUAAAUGAGAAUGAAAAUUUAGUUGAAUCACUGCCUCAGAUUACUGACCAGGACAGGAUACGUGCUAACGUUGUUGUGGUUAGUAAUGCCAAGAACAGAGUUCGUUCUAAAGUUAUCAGCGCAUUGCUGCCAAAAUUGAAGGAUUGCGCCGUUGGAAAGGAUAUAAUAACUCAUCGCCGAGUACACGUCGAAAAAUCGUAUGAUGAAAAUGAAAUUCUUCAAAGGGCACCCAUAACUUUAGCAACCGUCAAACUUCUACAGAAGAUGCCACAGGAAUUAAUGGAUCAACAUUUACAUGGUGUUGUCCUGAAAUUGUGCGAACUUUUAAUGUCUCGCUCUAUAAAUGUGCGGAAAGUUGCCCGUAAGACUAUUAUUGAGGUUGUUAGUGCGCUUGGACCAAAGUAUCUUCCCUUUAUUGUUAAAGAAAUGAAAAACAGUUCACUUCGUGGUUAUCAGAUUCAUGUAAUGAUCUACUCGACACAUGCGAUUAUUUUUGCAAUGCAAGAACGACUUAGUACUGGAGAUUUAGACCCUUGUCUUAAAGAAAUAACUGAAAUAUGCAAAAUGGAUCUCUUCAGCGACGUCUCUGAAAAAAAAGAGCUUGGUGUUAUAAUAAAGGAUGUUCCCGAAGCCAAAGGUCUUAGGACUUUUGAUACGUAUAGUUUUCUUGGCCGUUUUGUCAGUGUGCAAGCUCUUGGUUUACCAGUUUCUUGUUUAAAGGAGGUGGUUUUUGAUUUUGUUAUCGAUUCUCACCCAAACGCUAAAACAAUGAAAAAUGUAGAGCGGAUGCUAAAGAAUUAUUCGGUUGGGCUGGCUCUUAAUACGGGUGUCAGCUCUUUGGAAAAACUGGCAUUUUCAUAUCAUAUGAUAAAAGAUCAUAUAGAUGAAGUGAUUAGUUUUGAUGCUGCAAAAAAGGAAAAUUCUACUACGGAAGGUCAUGGUAGACAACAAAGCUGCCUGAUACUUGAGAAGGAGCCAGGGAGAGUUGGUAUGAUAACUGCAAAGACAUCUAUGAAAAGUCGCAUGUUUGUUUUUGUCGAAUUUGGUCUUCAAAUCUUGACCUCUUGUUUGAAAAUGGGAAAGUUUGAUGUUGAAACCACUGAAGAUAUAAGUCAGUUGGAUCCAUUCGUGCCUCUUAUUGCUCAGUGUUUGGGGCUGAAGUAUGACAGGAUUGUUUGUAAUGCCAUGCGAUCUCUUCUGUUUCUGCUGAAGUUUCCAUUACCGUCUCUUAAAUCUCAAAUGCAGUCUUUUGUUGACCGCUUAUUUAUCCUCCUGGCGGACUACGCAGAUCUAGGUUUUGCGGGAAACAAAGGAGUUGUGCUUGAACUGAGCCAGCUAAUCUUUAAAGCAUUUACAAAAGUUAUAAAAGGUGCCCCACAUUUGACCCUGACGUCGAAACGUUUGCAACUUUUGUUGGCUUACGUGGAAACUGAUAUCAUGGAUUCACAUAAACAAGCGACUGCAUUUUCCUUAAUCAAAGCUAUUAUAGGAAGAAAGUUUCAGGACGAGAAAAUAAACAAUUUCAUUAAAUACCUUUCGGAAGUUGCUGUGACGUCUGAAUUGGCAUAUAUACGAAUUCAGUGCCGCCAGGUUAUUGCUCUUUUCCUCGGAAAUCAUCCUCAGUGCAAGAAACCUGGAAGCUAUGUUGAAUUUUUUUUGAAUCAACUGGAAUACGAACAUGAAAAUGGUCGCAUUUCGGCAAUUGAGAUGCUCAAUACUGUGUUCACUACUUUUACUGAGAGCGUUAAUGAUCAGUACUGUAUGGUUGCUUUUGUGAAAAUGGCUGUAAGAUUGGUGAACGAUGACAGUCCUAAAUGUCGGCGUUUAGUAGCGCUGGCGAUUCGGAACUUGUUUUCUUCAGUAUCAGAAGCUAAACUGAAUGACAUUUACCUGUCGGUUCGAGACUGGUUAGAGAGUAAAAAGGAACAAAAUAGACGAAUCGCUGCACUAAUCAUUAUUGAAAUGGGGGAAGCAAUGACGGGGAAAAUUUCAGGGAAUUUUUCGGAUUUAUUUUCUAUUUUCCGGAAUAUUUUUGAAUCUAGAGCGCUAGCCAAUUAUUCUGAAGACACAGUAAUUGCGAUUAUCAAUUCAUUUACAGCAUUUUUGAAAACGUGUCAGGAUCCUUCGAAAACUGCCAUACAAGAAGGUCUUCUAAAUGAAGUUCUUUAUAAUUUGGAAAACUAUGUGAAGUAUUUUGGUUCUAAUGCAGUUCAACUUUCAUCGUCAAUGCUACUUGGACAAAUAUUUUCCGUUGUUAGUUCAUCGCUGUUCUCAGACUUUUUUCCUGCUCCUGAGAAACUGGUACAGUGGAUGUGUUGGCAACUCAAAGGCACUAACUUAACUGCUGAAAUAGCUGAACAGGCAUCGAAAAACAUUGUGUAUUUGUCUGGCGUUCACGUAGCCGAAAAUACUGUGAAAUCUGUUUGCGUGAAACUGAGGAGUGUCUGCAAGUUUGAGGUUGUAAAGUUUCCGAAAGAACAUCUGCGGAGGUCAUGUGUUUUCAAAAUUUUUGCUGCACUCGUAUUAAGGGUUGAGGGUGAAGAUUUGGACGACAUUUUCAAUAUUCUUCUUCCCUAUCUUUAUCGAGAAUUGGGACUGAAAAAUCCCGCUACCGGCGAUGAUGGGUUUCAGAAUUUGAUCAGGGAAGUUGAGAAAGUUAUAAUAGAGAAAGUUGGACUUGAAAGCUACAGCAAAAAGCUUACAGAAGUUCAGAUAGCCGCAGCAAGAAAAGCAGAAACGCGUAAAAUGUUUAGAAAACAAGAAGCUGUUGUUGAUCCUUCUAUGGCUGCCCUGAAAAAACAGAGGAAGAACCGGAGAAAGAUUACUGCCAGGAAACGAAAACUUCAGAGUAUGAAGCCAUAUAGGGCAGUAAAGUCAAAAAGAUCGAUUGGUGACGCAGAAUAGUU
This is a messenger RNA of Enterobius vermicularis (human pinworm), 4349 nucleotides long. Lineage: Eukaryota; Metazoa; Nematoda; Chromadorea; Rhabditida; Oxyuridae. The record is from the annotation of a GenBank genome assembly.